Pygocentrus nattereri (red-bellied piranha) is the source of this 1485-nucleotide messenger RNA. RefSeq names its product retbindin (gene rtbdn). The transcript is spliced from 6 exons. Gene Ontology annotation, molecular function: riboflavin transmembrane transporter activity; riboflavin binding; signaling receptor activity. The record is from RefSeq and is a predicted model, not a curated record. Lineage: Eukaryota; Metazoa; Chordata; Actinopteri; Characiformes; Serrasalmidae. The coding region runs from base 255 to 1070 and encodes 271 amino acids. Gene Ontology annotation, cellular component: external side of plasma membrane.
CUUUGCUAAAGCCACUGAGAGAAACCGGAGGGCUGAUCGUUACUGACAGCGACCCUGAGGAGAGAGAGGGAGAGAGAGAGACAGAGAGAGCAGAAAUCAGAGAGAAGAGGAGGAGAGAGACUGAAGCUGCUGAAACGGAAGUGUGUGAGCGUGUGCAUGCGUGUGCGUGGAGUCUAUCACCAGCAGCAGAAAUCGGUGCUGUCCGAGGUCCUGAAGACACUCCAUCUUGACCUCUUGCUUGACCUCCUGGAGAAAUGACCGUUGCCAGACUGCUGCUCGGCCUCGCCUAUGUUGCCACUUUCUUCACUACAUUUGUCUGGUGUCAAGAGGGGGCAUGUCUGCAGGACGGGAGACACAAAGCCACACCCAGUCCAGAGCCCUAUCUGAAAGAGUGCUCAAUGUACACGGAGAAUGCUUGCUGCUUAGAGCAGGACAUUGAUGACCUCACUUCGCCCCCUGCUGGUGCUGACAGUGCCCCGUGGGACAGGUGUGGUACACUCAGCCCUGUCUGUGAGGCCUUCCUGAAGAGGGUGGUCUGCUUCUAUCGCUGCUCUCCCCAUGCUGCUCACUGGCCACACCCCCAGCGAGACUCCUUCCUGAAGGCAGUGCCGCUGUGCCACAGCUUCUGUAGAGACUGGUACGAAGCAUGUAAAACUGACCUAACCUGCGCUCGGGACUGGGCCGGAGACCCAAGAGGACAGAACUGCACCGGCAGCUGUGUACCUUACCAACAGAUGUAUCAGCAUGGGCGGGACCUGUGUGAGAGUCUCUGGGGCGACGCCUUCAUGACAGUGGAGGAUGAGGCCGGUGAGGAAGACAGGGUCGAAGGUCAUGGCUGCGGCUGUUUAACCCUCAGCCCUUCAGAUCGUGAUGUCAUCGCCGCCCUGAGAGCACAGAAGGAUAACCCAGAUGAGCUGGACACCACCAAAAGCGGCCUGCCCCAGUACCGGGCGCCCUGUGCCCAUGCUGCUGCAGCCCCCCCACAGACCCGGAGCAGCAAUGCGAAUUCAGUCCUGCGCAAACGCUCGGUUCCCAUUCAUGACACAGAGGGCAGCGGCAGCGGCUUCUAGAAUCUUCCUCUCCUGAAUCAUCUUCCUUAUCUUCCUGAAUCAUGAGCAGUGGACCCCAAACCUGGGCCUGAUUUCCCCCUGCCCUGCGAUUUUGGCAUUUUUUUCUAUUUUUCAUCUAAACCAUUUGAAAUUGUCCACUCUUAAAAAUAAAGGUGUCAAACAAGCGUUUCUGGAAGUUCAAAGGUGUUCCACAUAAUGUAAAGGUUCUAUAUUAUUUCGGUGUAUUUUUCAGGUCUUUCACAUUUCAAACAGCCUGCCCCCAAAUAUACACCCCAAAGCAGAUGUAGUUUUUCAGAAGUUCCUCCCACCUUCAAGACAGAAUUUUUUUUUUGGGGGGGGGGGUUGUUCUUAGUCUGGUCUGAGGGUCCCUCUAAGGGUGGAGUAUGAACAUUUAUGUUGAAAGGCCCAAUAGAAA